UAAUCUCAGUGUUUUUUUGUUUCUUAAUUAAACUUAACUCACCACGAGUCUGUACAAUCUUUCAAUUCACUUGUGGCUGAAAGCCAAGAAAGGCUCGCUUAGUCUGUCGGAGACCGUGAAAGUGACAUUUUGCUGUGUUUUAAGGGGUCUGUCGUGCCCCCACCCCCCCAAGUUGUCCGCACUGCUCAGCAUCCGGGUAACGUUCAUAACUGCCGUUUCUUUACCUUGACACCCAAUUAUUAGCAACUACAGGGAGAUUUUUGGGAUUUUCCACAGGUGUGAACGCACUAUUAUCCCAGUCUGACGCACUUUAACACGCAUCUUGGCGUAUUUUCCUCCCUAAUAGCAACAGUGUCUCUCAGAAACCCCGAGGUACAGUUUCUGUCUCUUUCACCUCGCCAAACGUCCCGGCUGUUAGCUAGGUUACAGCCCCGAUACGUGCCGUUCCCUCCCUGCAGUCAACGCUGUCGGGUCUUCAUUCAUAAUGCGGACUUUAAAAUCCAACUUAAAACGCUUUUCGACAAACUAAAAUGCCCAUAAAGCAUACACUGUGAUAUUGUGCAAUAGUUUCUAAUCAGACACCUGUAAAAUUUACAGACGAUGACUCACUUUUGGUGAAAAAAACAACUUUUGAACUGGAUACGCACUGCUAGUUAGUUUGCCGCCUGCCAAAGUAAGGAGCCUGCUGGUAAAAGUUGUUAUUUUAUUCUGAAUAUUACAUUUUUACAUGUCAUUGGGGUAUGCCGAAUUGAAGGGUUGUUUCUAAAAGGUCUGUAAAUUGUUAUUAAUGGCUACAAAAUUGCGUUUUCACAAACCCAACAAGGAGAUGUAGAUCAAAAAGAGCAGAUUCUUAAUGGCGCUCUGGUGCCAGGUCUCCCCGAGCGACAGCGAGGCACGUAUCUGCUGGUGCAUUGGCUGCGAGGCAGGAAUCAGACCGCCCGCGGAUGUCUCUGGGCGCCUGGAAACAAUUUGUUAACAGUCUCUGGCUUGAGUGUGUUGCUUUCCGAGUGAUAUUUCCAGUGGUAACCGGAAAAGGCGCCUUUUACCAUCAGAAAAAACACAGGACCUGUGGGCUUUGUGUUUGCUGGUGAAAAGAAUCCGCUGUGGAGGAAACCAGCGAAGGACAAACAGAGUAAAACCAGCAGAAAAUGUUUACUCCACUGUUUCCAUAGUUACUGAGAGGAGCAUGCACGUCCAGAGAAGGCUUUAACGUCACAGUUUGUCUCCUCCGACUGCCAUCUAAAAGAACUACACUACCCACAAUUCCUGUGACUAAUAACAUAGCCAACGUUUCGAUCACUACAAACAAAGACAGUCAGAAGAACGACACUGCUGUGAAGAGGACCACCAUGGCAAACAACCCUGCAGACCACCCUCCGGGGAAUUCGGUUGCUGAGGGCAACCAUGAAGGGGACUUUGGGGUGAGCAUGGUGGACUUGAGGACCGUGAUGGAGCUGCGGAGCACUGAGGCCGUCAACAAGAUACGGGACACUUACGGAGAUGUGCAGGGCAUCUGCCGCCGCCUGAAAACAUCCCCUAUAGAAGGUCUGUCUGGUAACCCUGUCGAUUUGGAAAAACGUCACACGGCAUUUGGACAGAACUUUAUCCCCCCAAAGAAGCCCAAGACAUUCCUGCAGCUGGUGUGGGAAGCUCUGCAGGACGUCACGCUUAUCAUUCUGGAAAUCGCUGCAAUCAUCUCACUGGGUCUGUCUUUCUACCAUCCACCUGGCGGUGACAGUGAAGCAUGCGGCGCAACUUCGGGUGGCGUAGAGGACGAGGGCGAGGCCCAGGCUGGCUGGAUCGAAGGCGCUGCCAUCUUGUUCUCAGUCAUCAUUGUGGUCCUGGUGACGGCCUUCAACGAUUGGUCCAAGGAGAAGCAAUUCCGCGGGCUGCAGAGUCGCAUCGAGCAAGAACAAAAGUUCACGGUCAUCCGCAAAGGUCAGGUCAUCCAGAUCCCUGUGGCCGAGAUCGUGGUUGGAGACAUCGCUCAGAUCAAAUACGGAGACCUGCUGCCUGCUGAUGGUAUCCUGAUCCAAGGCAACGACCUGAAGAUUGACGAGAGCUCUCUGACAGGAGAAUCUGACCAGGUUCGCAAGUCUAUGGAGAAAGACCCCAUGCUGCUGUCCGGGACCCACGUGAUGGAGGGAUCAGGCAGGAUGGUGGUGUCAGCUGUCGGCCUCAACUCUCAAACAGGCAUCAUCUUUACUCUGCUGGGCGCCAGCGAGAACGACGAAGAGAAGAAGGUCAAGAAAAGUAAAAAACAAGGACCCCCCGAAAAUCGCAACAAAGCCAAGACCCAGGAUGGCAUUGCUCUGGAGAUACAGCCUUUGAAGAGUGAAGAGGCCGCUGAGUCUGAGGAGAAGGAAGAGGUCAAACCAGUGAAAAAGGUCAAUGUUACCAAGAAGGAGAAGUCUGUGCUUCAGGGAAAACUGACCAGACUAGCUGUGCAGAUUGGGAAGGCUGGUCUGAUCAUGUCGGCGGUGACAGUUAUCAUCCUCAUCCUCUACUUUGUGAUCGACACCUUUGGGGUCCAGGGUCGGCAGUGGUUAGCUGAGUGCACCCCCAUUUACAUUCAGUAUUUUGUCAAGUUCUUCAUCAUCGGUGUGACAGUUCUGGUCGUCGCUGUCCCUGAGGGGCUGCCGCUUGCUGUCACCAUCUCUCUGGCCUACUCUGUCAAGAAAAUGAUGAAAGACAACAACCUGGUGCGUCACCUUGACGCCUGUGAAACCAUGGGCAACGCCACGGCUAUCUGCUCCGACAAGACGGGUACUUUGACUAUGAAUCGGAUGACAGUGGUGCAGGCAUACAUCGGCGAUACGCACUACAAGACUGUCCCAGAACCAGAUGCUAUCAAGCCGGAUACUUUGGAAAUGAUGGUCAACAGCAUCUCUAUCAACUCAGCGUACACCACCAAGAUCCUGCCCCCGGAGAAAGAAGGCGGCUUACCUCGCCAUGUGGGUAACAAAACUGAAUGUGCUCUGCUGGGCCUGGUGCUGGAGCUGAAGAGGGACUACCAGCCAAUCAGAGAUGAAGUCCCCGAAGAGAAACUCUACAAGGUUUACACCUUUAACUCCUCCCGCAAAUCCAUGAGCACGGUGCUAAAGAACGCUGACGGAGGCUUCCGGAUGUACAGCAAAGGAGCAUCAGAGAUCAUCCUGAGGAAAUGCUCUCGUAUCUUGGACGCCCAGGGCCAGCCUCGUGUCUUCAAGCCCAAGGACCGUGACGAGAUGGUGCGAAAGGUGAUUGAGCCGAUGGCGUGCGAUGGGCUGAGGACCAUCUGUGUGGCCUACAGGGACUUUCCUGCUGAGGCUGGAGAGCCAGACUGGGACGCUGAGAAUGACAUCCUCAACGAACUGACCUGCAUCGCCGUGGUGGGGAUCGAAGAUCCCGUCAGACCUGAGGUACCCGAGGCUAUUUCUAAGUGCCAGCGUGCAGGCAUUACCGUGCGCAUGGUUACCGGAGACAACAUCAACACUGCUCGUGCCAUUGCAACUAAGUGUGGCAUCCUGCUGCCUGGGGAGGACUUCCUGUGUCUGGAGGGCAAAGAGUUCAACCAACAAAUAAGAAAUGACAAGGGAGAGGUGGAACAAGAGCGUCUGGACAAAGUUUGGCCCAAGCUGCGUGUUCUGGCUCGAUCAUCACCCACAGACAAACACACUCUGGUCAAAGGCAUCAUCGACAGCACAGUGGGCGAAACCCGACAGGUGGUUGCAGUGACAGGAGACGGUACCAACGACGGCCCCGCCCUCAAGAAAGCUGAUGUUGGCUUUGCUAUGGGAAUCGCCGGCACAGAUGUGGCCAAAGAGGCAUCUGACAUCAUCCUGACUGACGACAACUUCACCAGUAUUGUCAAGGCCGUCAUGUGGGGGAGGAACGUCUACGACAGCAUCUCCAAGUUCCUGCAGUUCCAGCUGACCGUCAAUGUGGUGGCCGUGAUUGUGGCGUUCACAGGCGCCUGCAUCACACAGGACUCUCCCCUGAAAGCUGUCCAGAUGCUCUGGGUCAACCUCAUCAUGGACACUCUGGCAUCUCUCGCUCUUGCCACGGAGCCGCCCACUGAGUCUCUGCUGCUACGUAAACCCUACGGUCGGAACAAGCCCCUCAUCUCCAGGACCAUGAUGAAGAACAUACUUGGCCAUGCUGUGUACCAGCUCGUCAUCAUCUUUACCCUGCUCUUCGCUGGUGAGAACUUUUUCGACAUCGACAGUGGGCGAAACGCUCCCUUGCACUCCCCACCAUCAGAGCACUACACCAUCGUGUUCAACGUGUUUGUCAUGAUGCAGCUCUUCAACGAAAUCAAUGCCAGGAAGAUCCACGGAGAGAGGAACGUGUUCGAAGGUGUCUACAGGAACCCUAUCUUCUGCAGCGUUGUACUGGGGACCUUCGCUCUGCAGAUCGUCAUUGUUCAGUUCGGAGGAAAGCCGUUCUCCUGCACGGCUCUGACCAUCGACCAGUGGCUGUGGUGCGUUUUCAUCGGCGUGGGAGAGCUGCUGUGGGGACAGCUGAUCUCGGCCAUCCCCACACACCACCUGAAGUUCCUGAAGGAGGCCGGUCACGGUAUCACAAAGGAGGAGAUUCCCGAGGAGGAGCUGAACGAAGGCACGGAUGAAAUCGACCACGCCGAGAUGGAGCUGAGGAGAGGCCAGAUUCUCUGGUUCAGAGGUCUGAACCGCAUCCAGACACAGAUUAAGGUGGUGAAUGCGUUCCGUAGCUCCCUGUACGCGGGGCUGGAGAGCCCAGAGUCCCGUAGCUCCAUCCACAGCUUCAUGGCCCAUCCUGAGUUCGUGCCCUUGUCCGAGGAGGAGGAGGCUCGCAUCCCCACCAUUAAGGAGACUGGAGACGAAAUCGACCCCCUCCCCAGCUCCUCAUCAUUGAUCCGGGGAGGAGAAGACUUGCCCACCACCUUCCCCCUCAACCUCGAUUAAUCCAUCUGAGUUCCUCCUCUCUCCUCUUCAUCAGCAUCAUCUGUCACCCCACCAACCGAACUGUCACACCGAGGAAGGGAGUCAUGACUCAUUCUGCAUACACACAUGCUUCACAUCGUCUCCACCCCCCCCUCGGUCAUUCCUGCCACGUUGUGUUUUUCAUACUGACUGUGGCGUCGUUCUGCCUGUAAGUCUGAUAGAGUCUCCACAGUGGAAGGCCUCUUCUAGUCCAUUCAUGUUUUGGUUUUUUUCUUCCUUUUUUUUUUUUUUAACUUGACAUUCUUUUUGAAAAGCUUUUAAACUUUAUUGGAUUCGAUCCUUGCAGGACUCGCAGCAGCAGCAUGUUGUGUUCUGUACUCGCUUCAUUCCUGCGUUCUCAAACGGCACCGAACUUUUCAAAGAGUGCAGUGAAUCAGAUGUACAUACGCUUCCGCUCUUCUACACAGCUAUAAGCCGGGUUUGUUGAUCAGAAGAUUUUUAGGCAAAUGCAAAAAUGUAACCUUAUUAUUAUUAUUGUUGUUUUUUGUUUUGUUUUGUUUUGUUUGUUUUUUUUAGACCUUGAUCUUGAUUUCUUUUUGAAACCUUCUAACGAAUGUCAAUCGAUGGUUGAUUCAGACUCCUGAGAAUGUCUUGUGAGUGUGACACUACAGCUUUCAAGGUUAAAAUAAUGUUUUUCCCUUUAUCGUGUCUGUAUGUGUUGCUUUUUUUUUUUUUUUUUAGCUGCUGUGUUGCAUGUGGAAGAACAGAAUGUUUACUACCCAAAAAUACUGAAGACGGCAGCGUCUGGAGGGGGCUCGCUUUCUGCUCAGUGGGGGUUCUGACCUCAUCUCAUCCAGUCAGGGUUCUGGUUCUCUCUGCCCCUCCCCCAGUUUGUCCCCUGUGAGGAUAGGAAACGAGAGUGUGGUUCAUGUUUUCCGUCUCUAGUAGGAUGCAUGUUUUUGUUUAAUUCGUGUUGAGUCGCAUGAUAACGUACAGUAGGAAUGAAUAUUCGGGAUUCUGUUUCAACUUUGUGCGUCUGCAGCAGCGUCUGUUCAGAGCUCCAUGAGCUUCCUGUCUGUAGGACUGAACCUCCUGUUACCACGGCAGCCUCAUCGAUAUUCUGGCAGAGGAAACCAUCAGGGUGUUUAACACAAUCGAUACCCCGGCGUCCGCGUGUGUUUCACAGUAGGCGAGUGCAAUAAAAGUUUCGGUAUCGGGGUAAUGCGAAGUCACAAAGCCCUGAAAUCCAAUGUCUGUCUCGGUGUUGUCACAACACAGGUAUCGCUGGUAAGAUGAGGUCGCUACACACACGGAAAGCCCCGAGGGCCAACGACAACAAACAAAAGCUGCAGCCUGUUUUUUCCACUGCUCGACCCCCACCGUGUCGCUCGCUCGCCACGUGGCUGCGACCGGCCCACUCCAAUCUCAUGUCGGCAGCUGUGCACAGAGAUGCUUUCAGCUAGGAGAGGUUGAAUACAAUCAAAAUAGUAAUACAUGGAUAGAGACAGACUAAAACACAUGCAUUCUCAUCUCUGGUCUUGUAAUACUCGCACCUGGACACCGAGGUUAAGUCGGUGCUCUUCCUCUGAGAGGAAUCACGGUUGACCUCUCGAUACACCGGGCACAGGGACGUGACCCUUUGCUGACCAAAUUUAUGUCACUCCCAAGCAGAUGUUUGCAUACCGAUAGGUGUGAAAACUGUAACUCGUUUGUGUCUCCUCACUCUACACUCCGACAGGCUCGUAUUAGACAAAACCCGCCCACCAUCAGCAAGUUACAAUUGAUCACAACUAACUUCUUAGGGUAUUUGCUUAAAGAGUAAACAUUUCCUUCAGAGGAUGAAGGAAUAUUAACCUUUUAGUUUGUUCAAGGAAAAGUUUAGGUAAAGCAUUUCAAAUCUUAUUUAGUCUUCUACCCAUUUCUUAAAGAUCGUCUCUGUCAGAGGUCAGAUUGUACUCUUAGUGCUUCAUGUCUGGAUCCAUGAAUGUCAAUCAAUCAAUCAAUCAAUCAAUCAAGGCUUUAUUCGCCACGUGCAGGUUGCCCUGCAGUGAAAUGGGACCCCCCCCCACCCGACCUUACACACAACACGGACAUCACAUGGGGAUACAGGUCGAUACAGAAUGUAAGCUUGCCACAAAGUUUAGUUUUGCUAUCAGUGAAUCUGAAGCAUUUUAAGCCUACGGGCAGCUCACAUCUGUUGGUGUCACUCACAUUUUUGCAGUCUGACUGUGGCGCUGAUAAAAGAAGUGAGUUUAAACGCGUGUUAAACAGAAAACGACUGCACCGCUGACAAGUCUGUUUUUGGGGCAAAGACAGGAAGUAAAUGGAGCUUUAAACAGCGUCUGGACCGUCUGCCUGUGUUUAAGACAAAACUUAGCUCCUUUCUCAGACUUUAUAACUUUAUAACAUAAACUUAAAUCAGCUGUCAGUGACAUCACACAGCCAGGAGCGGAGAAGAUGUUUGAUCUUCACCAUCAACAUCAUUGCUCUCUUCUCUGCUGUGUCUGAUUGGCAGGCAUCAGUGUGGCGGCCAUGCUGAGGUUUACGGGAGACUGAUGAUGUCACCAGUCAGCCCAUAGAUUAAAAUCCACUGUGUUCCUGCUGCCGCUUAGUACUUCCUGCUUGUCUGCAGAUUACUGUCUUAAAAGAAGAAAGACUCAUCCUCCAAUCAGAAGCAGCGGUGCGUCUAAUCCCCUCUUAGUCUGACUAGCAGCCAUCAACCUAUCUCUGAACUAGGACACGUUAUUGAAGUAAUGUGCUACUACUGCCAUAUUUCCAACUUUUGUCAUGACUAGGUUUCCCCACUGAUGAGCUUUUUCUAUGUAACUCAGAGCCAUAUUUUAUAGGUUGUCUGUAUUGAUUUUUUUUUUUUUUUUUAAAUCUCAUUGUUAUCGAGGUUUGCUUUGGACUUUCUCACCCCUCACCCUUUCUAACCCCGUCCCAGCACACACCCUCUCUCCUCCCCUGGCCCUUUUACUUCAAACACGACCAAAAAAGAAACAAAAGAAGAAAAAAAACAAGGAGAAAAAUCUUCAGUCGUCACUGCCGAACCAAGUUAAAAGGACCUCUACAAUGUUUACAUGAAAAGCGAGUCGGUGGCAGUUCGUCUGCGCUUCUCUCAUCCGACCACUUCCCUUUCACUCCCUUGUUUUCCUGAAUCUUAGAGUUACUAUUUAACUAAAUGGGGAAUCUUUCUUGCAUGGUUUUCAUAUAAAAUUCAAUGUUUUGCUCAUUUUUUACAAUUCUUCUGUAUUUUUAUAUUAAGUACUUUUUAAUAUUUUGGAGAUAUAUGAAUAUAUAUGUAUAGGCUGAAGAGUUUGGUGACAGUACCGUACAUGAAUGAGAUGAACCUACCGUGGACUCUGUCUUUUUACAGCUCUCUAAAUAUUUCUGCCACGUGUGUCGUCUUGGUCACCUGACGUUAGGGCUCAGAAACCUGCAGUGACUUGUUUACUUCCUGUCGCCCAAUCAAUUGGAAUCUGAACAGUCUAGUCCCAUCAGCCCCCUUUUUACAUGAGUAUAAUCACUUUACCUGAGAUGUUGUGACACACUACACGUUAAGUGAUUUUUCGCAGUUAUCCAACUCCAUUAGAGUUCAGAAAAUGCAUCAGCUAACUGUAUCAAACAUUAAAUGGGAGUGUAUAAUUAUUUAUCCAACCUCUGGGUUUGUUUGUUUCUCUGCUUUGAAGCUACAGCGACUGAUUUCUUUGAAUGAGUGGAUUGAUGCUGUUUUCCAGCUUGCAGGUGUCGGAGCUGACGACUUUAAAGAGGAUCAAAGCUGUGUCCCACGUCAUGCUCCGCCUCCGUUUUGAAGGGGCCGUGGUCCGUGAAGGCACGCCCACCUUUGCCCAAAUUGACUUCCCAACCCCUCUGCGAGAAAAACCUCCGAAAGUAAGCUCCAUGUAGUUGUAGUCAGUACAGAGACAGACCAAAUCACAAAGCAAGCUCUGACCUCCCAGACUCAAGGUCAAAGGCUUUAAGCUUAAUUUGAAGUUCUGCAUUGAAUUGCCACAAACCCCAGAGCAGCCAUCUUUGCUUUUACUAGCUGAGCUGCUCACGUUGGACUCUGAACAACAGUUACUUUUACUUUAAAGCAGGAAGAAGGGAACUGAGCUGUAAAAAUGAGAAAAUGCCAUGUACACUGGCAGAAUACCAGCCAUUGCAUUAGCAUUGUGAUUGCACUAGAUACAAUCACAGCCUAUUACAUUUGGUUCAACAGAGGCAUUAACAGAGUGCUAAUCAAUGGGUUUUACAGUGUAUGCACAGCAAACACAGGCGACAGAGAGAGAAAGAAUCGUGGGACAAGUCUAACUUCUUUAUUGAAAAUCUUAUUCUGGGGCAAAGUUGAAAAAUGACUUUUUAAGCUGUUUUUUCAAAAUAAAUGCCCAUGUAAGGGCUUGCAGGAUAACGAGUUCUGUGAGUUGCUUCAAGAAAGACUUUGGUACCACCGAGUAGACCAAUCCUGUGUCGUGCACAUCAGGAUGGAGUGUGGAUUCAGUGCUGUACUCUAAGUCAAGCUUUAGGUAAUCUUAGUGUUGCUGUAAGUCUUUGAGCCCUUGUCCAAAGUUGUCACAAGGCGUGGUCUGGUUAGCUCUAAAAUUUAGCGCUCUGCCCAAACCAGGUUAGACUGAAUGUAUUUGAGCCCACAGCGACUUGGCUUUGUGUUCAGGACUCGGUCACUGGUUAAACUGAUAAAGGUGAGGCUUCACUUUGUAGAGUUAAUAUUUAUUACAACAUCCAGGCACAGCAGGAGCUUUAUGAAUUUACUUGAGGCAUUAAUGUGCAUGGUUACAUAUUGGGGGUAAAGGGGGACUUGUCUGUAAGAACCCUAAGAAGUUUCAAUCCGGCCCUGGACCACAGUUUGUUUGUUUUUGUGGUCAUGAAAUUCAGAUCUUGGAGGAGGUGGAGCCUGUGGAGGGACACAGCUGCAGCUGUGGAGGUCAUCACCGUUUUAUAUGCGACUAACAGCUUUCAGAAACUGUUUCCGGGAAGAGAGAAGGAACUUAAGAGCGUUGGUGACAUCACUUCCUCUUCCCGACACGUGUCCGUUGGCUGUAAACGAGACACGCCCUCCAAACGAUGACGUGUUUCCUCUUUGUUUUGUCUAACUGCUCAACACCUGCACUCCUCCUUAGAGUCAGUACAGUGUAAAUAUUGUCAAAUAAGUGAAUGAAGUGUACCUGCUGUCUGUGUCGGUGACAGGAAAUGGGAGAGGGGGCAAUCAGCCAAUCAUCACCCAGCAAAGCUUUAAGAAUGUUCUGCCAAAGUCGUCUUUUUCUUCUGCACAACUUUGUCACCGCCUCCCCUCGCUUCUCCUCCCUCCUGUCUGGAUAAGAGUGCCCCCAACCCCCACCCCGUGCUCUCGCCAUCGCCUCACUGUGGCCGCGGUGGUCAUGUGUUGGACUGCUUGGACUGGUUGCCCCUCACGUCUCAUGCCAGCUGCACAAGCAGAGCCAUGCAAUCAGAGACUCUGCGGCGGCCUGUUUGUGCUACUGGUUUCAGCCACGUCGCAAACAAAAAAACAGUCCGGACGACACUCAGCAGACUGAAAAUCCUCACCUGGAUUUCGUUUUUCGAAAGUUCAUUUCUGGACUAGAUAAGAUCUCAUUUUGCCACAGAUCUUCUUUUUUUUUUUCUUCCCUCAUUAGGACUUCUGUAUGGAGAAGGAACUCGCGUCUUAUCCGGUCACUGUUGCAUUUUGACUGCGUUGCUUCUUCUUCUUCAGAGCACUGCCUUUUUUCACAACAGGAAAUCUUUAAAGAACCUUCACAACCACAUCAAACGUUAACAAAGAAAAAAAAGGGGGUUCAGUCGAACUGGAAUAUCACAGCUGGAAAAGUCAUAACCAUUUAACAUAUAUAUCUAUAUAUUUAUAUAGUAUAUCUAUGUAUUUAUAUCUAAUAUAUAUUUGUAUGUAUAUGUGUAUUAGAUAUAAAUACAUAGAUGUAUAAGGUUUCUCAGUUGAACUUCAUUGCAAAAAAGACUGAAAGUUUUUUUCUGUAAUUACUAUGAUACACAGUAAUAGGCGUUGGUGUUAUUUUUGUAUAAACAUAAUAUCAUCUAUGUGGCAUGCAUGACAUAUAUACAAAAUUUGGUGGUUUAAAGCAAUAUGUCCAACCUGGUGCGAUUGGUUUCCGUCGUGUUCUGUGUAUCCUAAAAUCACUCUGUACGGGAAAAAAAGAUUUAAAAAAAAGAUGAUAAAAAAAAACCAAACAGAAAAAAGAGAAACUGCAUUUGGAUAAAACUAACUGUUCAGUAUAUGUGUUCAAUGUUCUGUGUUCUGCAUGUUUUAGUAUGGAAUGAAACAUCCCAAAUGUU
Molecule: messenger RNA, 11222 nt
Organism: Haplochromis burtoni (Burton's mouthbrooder)
Lineage: Eukaryota; Metazoa; Chordata; Actinopteri; Cichliformes; Cichlidae
Product: plasma membrane calcium-transporting ATPase 1
Exons: 22
Coding region: 1350-4925 (1191 amino acids)
Biological process (GO): calcium ion transmembrane transport; regulation of cytosolic calcium ion concentration
Cellular component (GO): membrane; intracellular membrane-bounded organelle
Molecular function (GO): ATP binding; PDZ domain binding; P-type calcium transporter activity
Source: RefSeq, a predicted model, not a curated record